UGGGCUGGCGGCAGCAGUGUCCAAUCGGGGUCGGCUGGCUGCUCGGAGCCAGCCAAUGGGAGCUGGCCACAAGGUAUAUAUGGGCAGCUCCCCCGCUGUUGUCCUGGGUCACCUGUUGCGCUGGAGUAGAGGAGUCCCCGUCGUUCUGCUGAUCAGGACUCGCCCCCGCCCGCCAUCAUGCCGUUCGGGAACACCCACAACAAGUACAAGCUGAACUUCUCCGCGGAGGAGGAGUUCCCCGACCUCGCCAAGCACAACAACCACAUGGCCAAGGCCCUCACCCUGGACAUCUACAAGAAGCUGCGAGACAAGGAGACCCCCAGCGGCUUCACCCUGGAUGACAUCAUCCAGACCGGGGUGGACAACCCAGGGCACCCCUUCAUCAUGACGGUGGGCUGCGUGGCCGGGGACGAGGAGUCCUACACUGUCUUCAAGGACCUGUUUGACCCCAUCAUCCAGGACCGUCAUGGCGGCUACAAGCCCACGGACAAGCAUAAGACCGACCUGAACCACGAGAACCUGAAGGGCGGAGACGACCUGGACCCCAACUACGUGCUGAGCAGCCGGGUGCGCACUGGGCGCAGCAUCAAGGGGUACACGCUGCCCCCCCACUGCAGCCGCGGGGAGCGCCGCGCCAUCGAGAAGCUCUCUGUCACUGCCCUGAACAGCCUGACCGGGGAGUUCAAGGGCAAGUACUACCCCCUGAAGGACAUGAGCGACAAGGAGCAGCAGCAGCUGAUAGACGACCACUUCCUGUUCGACAAGCCCAUCUCGCCCCUGCUGCUGGCCUCAGGCAUGGCCCGCGAUUGGCCCGAUGCCAGGGGCAUAUGGCACAAUGACAACAAGAGCUUCCUGGUGUGGGUGAACGAGGAGGACCAUCUGCGCGUCAUCUCCAUGGAGAAGGGCGGCAACAUGAAGGAGGUGUUCCGGCGCUUCUGUGUCGGGCUGCAGAAGAUCGAGGAGAUCUUUAAGAAGGCCGGCCACCCCUUCAUGUGGAACGAGCACCUGGGCUACGUGCUGACCUGCCCCUCCAACCUGGGCACCGGCCUGCGGGGCGGGGUCCAUGUCAAGCUCCCCCAUCUCAGCAAGCACCCCAAGUUUGAGGAGACCCUCAAGAGGCUGCGGCUGCAGAAGCGCGGCACAGGUGGCGUGGACACCGAGGCCGUAGGUGCCGUCUUCGACAUCUCCAAUGCCGACCGCCUGGGCUUCUCCGAGGUGGAGCAGGUGCAGAUGGUGGUGGACGGCGUCAAGCUCAUGGUGGAGAUGGAGAAGAAGCUGGAAAAGGGCCAGGCCAUCGACGACAUGGUCCCAGCCCAGAAGUAGGCGCCUGCCCCCCGCCAGCGGGCACGUGUGACCUAAUAAAGUAACAGUGGCCACCUGG
Molecule: messenger RNA, 1381 nt
Organism: Chrysemys picta bellii (western painted turtle)
Lineage: Eukaryota; Metazoa; Chordata; Testudines; Emydidae
Gene: CKM
Product: creatine kinase, M-type
Biological process (GO): phosphocreatine biosynthetic process
Molecular function (GO): creatine kinase activity
Source: RefSeq, a predicted model, not a curated record